Adineta steineri is the source of this 867-nucleotide messenger RNA. The record is from the annotation of a GenBank genome assembly. NCBI's taxonomy places the organism in Eukaryota, Metazoa, Rotifera, Eurotatoria, Adinetida, Adinetidae.
AUGGCUGGAUCACCAAUAAAAACAGCUGCAAUGGCUGUCGGUGUUGCAUUAGGAAGUGGUGGUAUAAUGGUUCUUGUUGGUUUACUUGUUGUUGGAAUGGUAAUACUGUCACUUAUUCCUAUUUAUGGACCGAAUCACAGCCAACAAGGCGCUGGAGAGAUAUAUCGUAUUCAAUCAUUACCAAUUAAAGUUCUAUUUGCUAAUCUCACCCCAUCAACAAAUUUUAGUGGUGGAAGUGUUUUGAAUAUGGCUGAACUAUCAGCUAUUUGUACGUCAAUUUUUCGUGCGAAAAAUAUUAAAGAUUUUUAUGGAUGUGUAGCAACAAAUUUUACUGUGUAUGGUCUAGCUAAUGAUUCAACUUCAACUACUCGUCGCCGUCGACAGCAGAUUGUUGGUGAGAGUAGCACUUAUGAAAUUGGUGAUAUAUUAUUACUUUUUUCCAAUACAUGUGGAAAUAAACGAGCUCUUGGAAAUUGGUAUUCGCGACUGCUGAAUGGACAAAAUAGUUCAUGUGUUGCUCGACGUGCAGCUGCUUGUAAAUCAUUUAUUACAACACCUAAUAAUGGUGCGGUCACCAUUUCAAAUCAAUGGUUUCCAUUUCCUAGUUUUUAUUCACAAAUAGUUACUACAAAUGUAACUAGUUGUGCUGCAUUAACUAUUAAUAGAAUAUAUAAUGUACCAAUCGGAGCAUAUGGGAUUGUAUAUGGUUCUACUCAAUUUAAUAUAACUAGACCUUCAGGUGCAGUGCCGAAUGAUUGUAAAUAUGAUUCAAUUGUGUCACAAGCACAAAUGCAAGCUCUAGUUAGUAAUCAAACAGCUUCAGCUUCAACUAUAACUACAACUCAAUGUUCAAGUGUUAUUGGUUAA